AUGAAUGAUGCUCUGCCAACAACGAACAAAACAAUUGGUGGAGCUGGUCAUUGGGGUACCGAGGCUGAGAUUAGUAUGAGCCGAAAAACGUACUUUUGGUUUGAGUUGGCACUGCGAGUAUUCCCGAAUGUGAACUACAUUUCGAAGGGAGACGAUGACAUGUUCCUGCGAGUACCACAGUUCCUCGCUGAUCUGCGUACACUACCACGGCGUGGGACCUACUGGGGAAAGCUCUGGAGG
Messenger RNA from Trypanosoma theileri, 240 nucleotides. Its product is annotated as UDP-Gal or UDP-GlcNAc-dependent glycosyltransferase. NCBI's taxonomy places the organism in Eukaryota, Euglenozoa, Kinetoplastea, Trypanosomatida, Trypanosomatidae. The transcript has a single exon. The annotation marks the transcript as partial. The record is from RefSeq and is a predicted model, not a curated record.